AUGCUUCGCAUUAGUUAUUCAGCUCUCAGCACUGCCUCAGUGGGUGCUGCCGCUCUGCGGCUCAAAGACAUCAACGAUGUCUUCCGAACGGCCCAGAAGGUGUGGAAUGUCGACUUCCAAGGGGGGUCGGCUACAACGAAAACACUUGACUUCCGCUAUAAUCGCUCUCCGGCGGUGCCGUUGUUCCACAUCAUGGACCUUGAUGGUGGUAUCUUGUUGAAUGAAGAGUCAACCUCCGUUAACGGCGAUCACGACCCAUUGUUCCAUUUCAAGCCCAAGGAUGAGGAGAGUCUAAUAUCGCGCCCUUUGGCGGAGCGAAUGCUUCGAACGAUGAUUGUUCAGAACACCGUGGAUAAGAUCCUCCUCGAGGCGCAACGCCAGGGACGCAUUAGCUUCUACAUGACCAUGUUCGGUGAGGAAGCAGCUGUCACAGGGGCUGCAGCGGCUCUGCAAGAUCAAGAUCAGCUUUAUCUGCAGUACCGUGAAGCGAGCGCCCUAACAUAUCGCGGUUUUACGAUAAAAGAUGCUAUCGCGAAGUGCAUGGGGAACACCGAUUGUAAACAUAAAGGUCGAAUGAUGCCCAUGAUUUAUGGUUCUGACAAUAUCAACGCGCAGAUGAUAUCCGCGCCCCUGGCUACGCAGAUACCUCAAGGGUCCGGCGCUGGCUACGCGCUUCGCUUGGAGAACGAGGAGCUGCUCAAGGGUCUGCCUCCCGGGACGGACCUCUCACAGGUUCCUGGGGCGCGUAUUUGUGCGACCUUUAUGGGUGAAGGUGCUACAAGUGAGGGCGACUUCCAUGCCGCGCUUAAUUUUGCCAGCACGGUAGGCUCACACACGUUAUUUUUCGUGCGGAACAACGGAUACGCCAUUUCGACGACUACCUCCGAACAAUACCACGGCGAUGGAAUUCUAUCGCGAGUCGCAGGCUACGGCAUGCCAGGGGCGCGGGUGGAUGGCAACGAUAUUCUCGCCGUGUAUCAUACCGUGCGUCAGGCGCGAAAGAUAAUCUUAAGGCAUAACUUACCAGUCCUUGUGGAGGCUUUUACGUACCGCAUGGGCCACCAUUCCACGUCUGACGACAGCACCGCCUAUCGCAAGAAGGAAGAGAUCGAAUUCUUCACUCGAAACCUCGAACCGAUCAAACGUUUUGAGCAGUUUAUGAUUCGUCGUGGCUGGUGGGACGCGGAUCAGUCCGCGAGUGUGGUGAAUGAGACUCGCAAGGAAGUGAUGAGUGAGCUGCGACGCCAGGAAAAGUUGCCCCACUGGCCGGUCGAGACGCUCGUCGAUGACGUUUUUGACAAACCAACUCCACAUUUAGAUCAACAGAAGAAGCAGUUGAUCGAACACUAUGAGCGAUACAAGACACAGUACGAUAAGGAGAGAGAUUAG
Molecule: messenger RNA, 1389 nt
Organism: Phytomonas sp. EM1
Lineage: Eukaryota; Euglenozoa; Kinetoplastea; Trypanosomatida; Trypanosomatidae
Source: the annotation of a GenBank genome assembly